This is a messenger RNA of Pocillopora meandrina, 3713 nucleotides long. Lineage: Eukaryota; Metazoa; Cnidaria; Anthozoa; Scleractinia; Pocilloporidae. The record is from the annotation of a GenBank genome assembly.
AGACUUCAUCUGGCUCCACUUUUUGAAAAAGGCUGACACUAUCGAGGAUUAGUUCAGCUGAAAACUUUCCUUCACGCUACAUUUACGUUAUAAUGACAAAUACAGGAAAUUCAAACUGCAGACAUUCUACCGAAAUUGUUUGACGAAGACAGUCACGCGGUUAGUUACCUAAGCAGAUGAACAUUUAAACCCAACUCGUUUCCGCCGAUAGAUGUCGAGUUAAAUCAUCACUGAAAUGGAAUUUUACUCAAAUGCAACAACGGCUCAUCAAAUUAGUAACCUAAACGAGUCUUCUUCCUUAUAUGGAGCGGAAAUUCAAGAUGAAAUGCAAACUUUUGGAGGCAAUUUUGGAAAUGCAGGACAAUCAUGUCGAUUAGAAGAACCAAGCUACUUCAAUAGUGGCAAAAGUGGCAGAAGAUUUCGUGGACCAGAGCCUUACAGAAGCACAGCUACGAACCAAACGUCAUGUUCAAGUUCUACCAAUAGUAAUCCCUGGGAAGUCACGUUAAACCCGAGGGAUAUUCAAAAUGGGAUGCAACCGUAUGCAGUGGACUUACGUUUACCAGUAAACAAUUUAGUUCAGUCUCUUCCAAAUGAUUCUACGGAAAUUAAUUCAUACAACCCCAUAGCUGAUCCAAGGGAAACGAAUCUUACGGGUAUCCCAUCUUACGAUGUGGACAUUACCAUACGGUCACCUGUUAGCCAUUCCUUUCAUUCUCAUCCAACAACCUCUACCAAUAUGAUUCCCGAUCGCCAUUCAGUCGAUCCGAGGGGAACGAAUCCCAAGGGUAUUCCAACUAACGCUAUGGACUUCUCUGGGGAUAGAAAUCCCUACUAUCAUUUGGGUAAUCCUAGGCAGAAAGAUCCAAAUGGAAUGAUGUCUUCUCAUACGACUUAUGAAAAAGGGAAAAAGGAUCGGAACGGCAUUCAAUCUGGUGAAACGGAAAGUCCCGAGGUGACACAUGCUACCAGGGCUGAUCUCAAACGAAUAAAUUACGAUGUUGAGGAAAGAAAUUUUCAUCAGGUGACACACAAAGAAAACUCGCAGUUCACUCAGCCGAUACUGAGCUAUCCACUUAAUCAGACAUGCAGCCAAGCUGGUACUUCGUCUCAAAAAACUAUUAGGUUGCAAGGAGGGGCGCCAUUCUACCACGCUACGUUCCAAGGAGAAUUAGCCAGCCAGGUAUACGAGAAAGGCAGUGAAGGAGGGAGCAAUUUCAUUUACCAAACAAGCUCCGAUGGAAGGAUUCGAUCCAAGGAUCUUCCCUUUAAUUCUCAACAAACGACUGUCAAUGAAAGAGGAUUCACCAGGACUUGCCCUCGUUGUCACUGCGUUGUAGCGAGCCAACCACAAACGACGUCUCCUCCAACAACCCCUGGCAUACAAAACACACGAACAUCGGUCAUCAUGCUUCCUCAAAGGAGAGAGGUAGGAUUGAUUUAAGUAUCAACUGUAGACACGCUCAUUGGAAAACGUUUUAAAUUCAGCAUCAGGCGUUGACAAGUUUUUAUCGUCUUCAAUUUGAAGCGUUAUCCCGCGAUCGAGUUUGACUUUUAAUCAGCUAAAUUGUGUCAUGCUUCUUAUGGUGUCAAUCAACUGAACUGUUGACCAAUAUUACUCGCAAUUCAAGCAAUGCGCAUUAACUUAUGAUGGAAGACAAAAAUGCAUCAAAUCAGUCACUUCACAAGGUGCGAUCAAAGCUAAGGGAGGGCAAGAUUCUGCCACACUUUCUGCUGUCUCCAUAGCAAACAGGUGGGUGCGGGACUGGAUGAUGAGAUGCAGGAUGUGGUUCAGUGACACCGGUCCUCUUUGAGAAUCAGUAUACAGAGUGAUAAGAUAGUCUUCGGCCACCAUAUUAAAAAUAACGAGCUGCAAGAUUUUAAUUUUUUUUUAUUUUAAUUCACAAUCAGGUCGAGGAGACAAAGAAAACAUCCAACCAUUUUGCAGCAGGAAAUCAGAAAUGGCCAUCACCGAUAAAAAGGCCUCUGGAAAACGUAAUGCAAACUGUAUUUGUAUAACAGUGUAUUUUAUAAUUGCGCUCUUUAGGUUAUCCUGAAUAUCACUGGCUUUAGUUUUCAACUCACUAACUAAGUCUAUGUUGCGCUCUUUUUGGCAAAGUUUUAAUGUGAAAUUCCCAUAAGAAGGUCAGCCUUUAUUGUGCAGCUACACACAAGUCUUUAAACUUCUUUGACACGAUUUUCCCCUCCCCCCUUGGGUCUGCAUUUCAUGAUCCCUCGUCGACAAGCGAAAACGCAGAAAGAUCUUGGUCGUAAGUGCAGUUUGCUAAAGGUUUUUUUUCCCACAAUUAUUAGAGUAAUGCCAAUGUCAAAUUAUGUUUCUUUCAUUUAGGAAUCCGAUCUUUCUGAAGAAGACAAAGAUGAUGAGGACUUACAAGAAACGUUCUUUCGAGUGAACAUGGACGGCACGACUGCGAAAUUCAAGCUGACAGAGGAAGAUUGGGCCAAGAUGCCAAUUAAGUCAUUUCCAAGCGGUGGCCGUCUACUGAGCGGAGACUGGACCCGCAUUUUCCUUAACAAAGUGAAGGAAAGCAACCCAUGGUGCAGUUUGCGUUUCAAGAAUAAUCACGUGAGAUCGGAAAACUCGCGUAAGAUGCACUCGUCCGUGUUUUUCAGGGGAGGGGCUGAGUGCAAGUAUCCAGAGUGCAGCGUUAAAUUGAGAUUCGUGAUUAAGAAGGAUUACGGGCGGCGUGUGGAUGUGACCUACAUCGGUAACGUCUGCCACGCUAGCUAUACCUAGGCAUGAGAUGUAAGACUAACAUCCGAGGAAACACGUUUUCUGCAUCCAUGUUCUCAUCUUAGACUCAAUUCGAGUAAAGCACUUAUAUACUACAAUGUGUGACAAAACUCUUGGCACGCUCUAGUACUUUUUUGAACCUUUUAUAUCUCUCAUUUAUCUCUCCCUCUCUCCCAUCUCAAUGUUGCCUGGUGCGUGAGAAAACGCGCCGGUAUAGCCAAGUUAUGAUUAGUUCAGAGAUCAGCCUUCUUAUCAAACGACAAGAAGACGUGAAUUUUGUAAUUCAAGCACUCAGUGCAAGUGACUGAAAAACGGUACUUCACGUGAUACAGUCGAACAUGUAUCCAGCGUUCACCCGCGAGGAGUGAUGGGGCGACCGCUAAAUUCAGGUUGAACGCUUAAUACAGGUUUCACAGAAUUGGGUUAUUUUAAAAAAAAAAAAACGUCGUUUCAUUCCAUAAUUAACCACUUAGUGUACAAACACUCGCUCAAACUUACUACUAACAUUGAAUUUCGGGAGAUAAACAUGGAAUAUAUUGACCUGAGAUAUUAUUCUUAGUUUUAUUUGUGUGGUUCCACCCUAAGUGACCGUUCAAUUCAGGUGGAAAACAAUACAAAUAAGCCGUUGGGUCUCAGUUAAGGGUAACCACGACCGCAUAAUGAUAAAGUUAAUUAAGUAGAAAAGUUCGAGACUAUUACAACCGAACCGAUUAAUACAUGGUGACCGCUUAAUACGGUGCCGCUUAAUGCAGGUUCGACCAUACUCUCAAUACUUAAAGUACUGAGGCUUCGAAUCUGUACUAUUCACUCGCAGUUUACAUAUCUUACAUCAAGCAUUUACAUUUAGAUAUUGUGAAAAGUCUAACUCAUCUUUCUCCAUCCCUGUAUUUCUAAGAGAGAAAAACCAAAAUAUCGUCGUCUUUCUGUAAUAAAUUUCUCUUUUACAAAAUAAAUCCUG